GUGGCACCGCUACUUGUGACCGAGGGCUAUCUAUGUGUCCAGAUCCUCUCUUGACAAUGAAUUAAUUUUCAAAGUGACCUAGCUGAAUCCUUAAUGACGAGACCCGAACCCUAUCUGAGUAUCUCUCUUGCCAUAAUCUAGCCGUUGAGCCGCACCGGGUUGGCGCCGCUCACAUAUAUCCCUGCUGCAUCUUUGUCGGUCAUGAUGCGAACUACUGCAGCAACUUCUCACACAGACAUACUAUCCUUUCUCGAGUCGACCUACGCACUGUUCAUUUUCCGCUCCCUAUCCCGACGCAUUCAGUGACACUUUGUGUGCGAACAAUAUCUCACGGUUUCGCCUAUUCGUUUCAUCAUUGUUAUCCUGUACCAACAUAGAAAGUGUCUUCCGAUCAUCCAUUAGAUUAAACCUUACGCAAUGCCUGGCUUACCGGCAAGUAUUGACCUGGACGAGUGUAUAGAGAGGCUCUAUAGAAAAGAGUUGCUGGCAGACUCUGUGAUUGAGGCAAUAUGCGCCAAGGCUAAAGAGCUGUUGAUGAAGGAGAGCAAUGUGGUGCAUAUUGCGGCUCCAGUGACAGUGGUUGGAGAUAUCCACGGACAGUUCUUCGAUAUGCUUGAGAUAUUCAAGAUCGGAGGGUUCUGCCCAAACACAAACUAUCUAUUCCUAGGUGAUUAUGUGGAUCGUGGUUUGUUCAGUGUGGAAACGAUUUCUCUUCUUAUCUGCUUGAAGUUACGAUACCCCCAACGAGUACAUCUUAUUAGAGGAAAUCACGAGUCUCGUGGUGUCACACAAUCCUACGGAUUCUAUACCGAGUGCGCACGGAAAUACGGCAACGCUAACGUUUGGCAUUAUUUCACGGAUAUGUUCGACUUCCUCACCCUGAGUGUGGUUAUUAACGAUCAGAUUUUCUGCGUGCACGGCGGCCUAUCACCUUCCAUCCACUCCAUAGACCAGAUCAAAAUUAUCGACAGAUUUCGCGAGAUCCCACAUGAGGGCCCCAUGGCCGACCUGGUCUGGUCCGACCCGGAUACCGAACGCGAUGAGUUCUCCCUUUCUCCAAGGGGAGCUGGGUAUACAUUUGGUGCACAGGUUGUUCGGAAAUUCCUCGAGGUUAACAGCAUGUCCCAUAUUCUGCGGGCGCACCAGUUAUGUCAGGAGGGGUAUCAGAUUCUCUACGAUGACCGGCUGAGCACCGUGUGGAGUGCACCGAAUUACUGUUAUCGGUGUGGUAAUCUUGCUAGCGUCCUCGAAGUCAGUGAUACUGGUGAGAGGUUUUUCAACAUUUUCGAUGCGGCUCCGGAAAACGAUGUCCAUCGCGGCGAACAACAAGCACAGCAGAAUAAGGACGGACAGAACCCGGUGAUUGACUACUUUUUGUGAUACCCUUUCUUCUCCUUCAUAUAUUUUUUAUUUCAUACCAUGUUCCAUUUAUUCAAUGCAAUCCUUUUCUUUUUGUUUGGAGUUUUGGCAGAUGAUGGUGAAGCAUUAAUAGACAGCAUUGCAAUCUGGAAGUAGAAGGAGCAUUAAAUGGCGGCGAAGCACACCAACAAAUGAACCCACGGGGC
Messenger RNA from Aspergillus alliaceus, 1565 nucleotides. Its product is annotated as serine/threonine-protein phosphatase. Lineage: Eukaryota; Fungi; Ascomycota; Eurotiomycetes; Eurotiales; Aspergillaceae. Bases 418 to 1380 code for a protein of 320 amino acids. The transcript has 3 exons. The record is from RefSeq and is a predicted model, not a curated record. Gene Ontology annotation, molecular function: protein serine/threonine phosphatase activity. Gene Ontology annotation, biological process: peptidyl-serine dephosphorylation. Gene Ontology annotation, cellular component: FAR/SIP/STRIPAK complex.